Clonostachys byssicola is the source of this 987-nucleotide messenger RNA. The record is from the annotation of a GenBank genome assembly. NCBI's taxonomy places the organism in Eukaryota, Fungi, Ascomycota, Sordariomycetes, Hypocreales, Bionectriaceae.
AUGAGAAGAAGCAACCGCUUAGUACAGGCCAGACUGGUCGCUUCAAUAGAAACGCCAUGGCUAUUCACGAAACCAUCGCCCCAAGCGCUCCAGGUAUUUGCGACACCUGAGCUAUUUGACAUGAUCCUUCUGGCUGUUGACGAUAUGCCAACUCUCGUCGCCUCGGUUCCGCUCGUUUGUCGCUCUUGGAAGCAGCAUAUAGACAGUUCUCUUGAACUCAAUCGCGCGCUAUUCUUCUUACCUGAUCGCGAUACUACCAUGUCUGAUUCAGACGCUGCUUCCCAUUUUCGCCUCAAUCCAUUGUUGUGCGAACACUUUGGGCCGCUGGUUGAGUCGCCCGCUACCUUUGACCUUGAUCCUCCGGGAUUUUAUACUCCAAUGGACAAGUUCGAUUGCAUUCUUCGAGAUGGACUCAACAUUCAUCACGUUCAGAUGAUGCGGCUCAGUAUUGCCGGCCGCGAUACAAAGGGACUUAAAGAACGCUUCGCUCACAAAGACGCGAGCUGGCGUCGCAUGCUGAUCUCACAGCCGCCUGCCAGGAAGAUCGGGUAUAGAUGCGGUCCAGGCAAUUUUCCCGAAACGGACGGAAUGGAGAGAUUUAUUGUGCCAGAAGGUUUGCGGAUGGGCCAACUUUGGGAUUCGAUAUACCACACUUUGUGGACCCCGUGUCAAGGCAAGGUCAUAAGGCGAAGCGUCCAAAUGUCCUACCGGCUCGGCAGCCACGAUAACCCUGUUUGGUCGAGAACAGCACUUCGGUGGAAGAAGGGGCUUCUAGUGGACGUUGAGUUCGUUUUCAGUGUGGUACAAACCCACCUGUACCCGGGAGAGAAGGGGGAUGAAGAGUUGAAAAAGUGGGAUAAGCGACAAGCGAGCACUGCGCCAACCUAUCGUAGUGGCGGCUACGAUGAAAACAACAUUGUGGUAUCUAUUGGUGAAGAUAGGGUUAGUUUUAGAGACUGGUUUGAGUGGAAUGCCGGGACAGUUUGA